AACGGAUUCUAAAUGAUUUGUUUCUCCUCACAGAUAAUCCCGAUGUUCCCAAGUCUCAACAACACCGGACUUUUCUGAGAGAGGAUGUUGUUUUUAAGGAGGUUAUACCAUUUACGAAUCCACUGGUUCUCUCGAAGAUACACCGAACAUAUAGAAUUCGUUAUCUGAAGGAUGUUGUUUUGAAGAAUGCACUAGAUGAUGCUACAUCCGCAAAUCUAGAUUUAGUAAUCAAUGCAAACAAUGCUGCUGUUGUUACACUGCUGAAGGAUGACAUCCAAGAAUUAUUUGCAAGGCUACAGUCACCUUCUACAUCUGAUGAAUCAAGGAAUAAUUUGGUGAACUUUUGGCAAGAAUUUUGUCUUUUAACCAAGAGAUCACAGAAGGUAUCGGUCUUGAGGGAACUUAUCAAUGAUGGUCUUUUUGACAUCAUUGCGGAUGUCUUGAAGAGCCCAGAUAAGAAACUCGUAUUAAUUGGGGCACAAGUCCUUAGUAUAUUGGUGGCUCAAGAUAUCACCCUCCUCUGCUCUUAUGUUGUUCGACCGGAAACUCCCCUCCUUGGUCUCUUGGUUAAGGGAAUGAUGGAAGAUUUUGGUGAUAAAUGUGUGGACAUUAUUCAAAAUGUACUGGGAUUAGGUGGAGCUCAGGUGCAAUUCACCGAUGAUCAGAAGAAGAUGCAAGGGAACAUUUUGGAUAUUUUCUGUGAGAAGCAUCUACCUGAGUUAGCUGAUUUCAUAAUGGCCUCAUGUCCUGAAAGACCCGGCGAUACAGUUGGCAGCCAUCGUGGGGCAAAGAGCGAAGUCCUAUUGGCGAUUUGUGAAUUGAUGUGCUCUUGCGUUCAGCUGGAUCCAUCCAGGAAAAAUUUUCUCCAUAACAAUGUGACAGAAAAGGUUUUGCUUCUCACACGAAGAAAGGAAACAUUCCUAGUGGCUGCGGCGGUGCGAUUUGUCAGCAAUCUCCUCUCUGUCCAUAAUGAUAAUGUUCAGAGUUACAUUGUCGAGAACAACACGCUGAAACCAAUUAUAGAUGUUUUUGCUGCCGAUGGUCACCGAGACAAUCUGCUGAGUUCUGCUGUCUUAGCGCUUCUUGUGCACAUAUACAAGGUUCCUAUAUUUUCAUCCUUUUCUCUUUCAGUUUUUAGGGGUGUUCCCUCUGUACAUAUUACUGUUUUGCGUGUGCAGUACAAUGCAGUGUUGGCCAAAUAUGUAGUUGGUACAUUUUGGGACCAGUUAGCUCCAUUUGAGCACCUGACUUCCAUCCAGGAUUUCAAAACGACAUAUGUGGGGCUCAUAGAAAGUAGGAGACCAAAGAGCACCAAUGAACAAUCUGAUAUGAUACAAUAUGGGAGUGCUCUGGAUGAAGAAAAGUCAGCUGAGCCACAAAAUUCCAAUGUCACUGCUGCAAGGACUGCGAUGAAAGAAGCUGAGCCUCAUAGUUCCAAUGUCAUAGCCGCUGCAAGUUCUGGUGCUUCUAGUACACAGAUGGAAGAAGCUGAGCCUCAUAGUUCCAAUGUCAUAGCUGCAAGUUCUGCUUGUCAGAGCAAGAGGUCUGGAGGUUUGGUUGAUUAUGAGGAUAGCGAAAGUGAUGAAGACUGUAGAGAAAUUGAUCAGCAAGAGCAGCGUAAAAGACCGAGGCUCUCUCCAACAAGUGAAGAAAAUAAGAAGUCCUCCCAAGAACAAGGUGGGGAAGCUAAGGAACCUGGAGAACUCUAGGAGCUAAUGACCGAUAUAGCAGCAAUAGUUGUAGAUGGAAGAAAAUGACAAGACGCAGAUGUAAAGAGAUGUUGAGGUUAACAUCCCCCGACAAACAAUAGAUAGGAUUUUUGGUAUAUCAUCUCUAAUUUUUUUGAGUAUAGAAAGAAAGCUGUCCACAGAAAGAAGAAAAGAAACUGUGAAUAUAGAUGUUUUGAAGACUAUAUCGGAUGGUCCGUGUAAAAAAACGCAAUCUUUUUAUUGAAACUGGGGAUUUUUACUUGUA
Molecule: messenger RNA, 1974 nt
Organism: Camelina sativa (false flax)
Lineage: Eukaryota; Viridiplantae; Streptophyta; Magnoliopsida; Brassicales; Brassicaceae
Biological process (GO): protein dephosphorylation
Cellular component (GO): nucleoplasm; protein phosphatase 4 complex
Molecular function (GO): protein phosphatase activator activity
Source: RefSeq, a predicted model, not a curated record